AUGGCCACCGAGUAUUACCAUGAAGACAUGGCAUCGCCAAUGUCCCGUCAAUACUCGAUCUUCUCGAAGUUGAACAACAACGAUAGUUUGGAUGAUCUAGAAUCAACGUUCACCAUGGAUAAUUAUAAGCCCCAUGGCAGCACUAACUCUACCAAACCUUUGGCUCAAGAUAAUAUUCGGGGUUUUGCCAGUCGGUCCAAACUCAUCAAGAUCAGCACCGGCGAUAAUGAUUUCAAUGAUUUGGACAGUUCCGAUGAUGAACUAGACGCUGUUCUUCCCAGAAGAACUAGAAGAAACUUGUUCGAUGAUGAUGAUGAUGAUGAUAAAAAUAUUAAUAAUAAUGAUAAUAAUAAUAAUAAUAAUGAGAAUGAAGAAAAACUCGAGAAAAUCACCGAAUCAUCAUCGACCGUACACAAAUCUCAUGCUGAUUACCGACCACCAAUCCCCGAGAAAGAUACCCCGAAUAAUAUUAACUCACAAAAAUUAAAGAGCACCCCUCGGAAACUCCCUCCAAAUUAUCCUCCAGCUUAUACAACCAAGGGGAGAUCACCAUUAUCCCACCAAGCGUAUCACAAUAAAGCAACCGAGGAUGGUGUGGGUGUUGCUGGAAUCGACUCGACCGAGCUCAUUAAUUUCAAACCAUCACAAAUUGGGAACGUUGAAAAACCAUUAUCAUCGUCGCCUUUCACUCAUGGAAGAUCGUCGAGUAAAACCAGUGACUUACUCAUCACCCCUUGUGCUUCUACUACUACUACUACUACCACCACCCAAGAUGUCUUGAACCCGUCCCUUAAAGUCAUCACUCCCUCCACUACAUCCAAUUUAUUUGAUGGUAACCAUAAUAUUUCGCGGUCGAUCUACCGUACCCUUUCCGUUGCUUCGUCGUUGACCGAUCAGCAAUCUCGUGGGUCCAUUGGUCCAAUUACCACUACCAUCAUCCCACCACCUUCCCUUGUCUCGUCUUUGAAAGGAUCGUCUUCUUCUUCUCCUUCUUCUUCUUCUUCUUCUUCACAAUCAUCUCCGCAAAAAAAUAAGAAAUAUAAUAAGACGCGGCUAGGAAGCUUGUUUGUCUCAAGUAAAGAACUUCAACGUCAAAAGCAAAUGCUGAAGUAUUUGGAAAGUCAACCGGGUACCUUGGUCGAUAUGGAUAUUUCAUCUUAUAAUGAUUCACAAACCAGGAAUUCUGGUACCUCAUUCAACGAUACCGACAGUGUUUAUAGUAGGAGAUCUACCAACAGUGCUGCUAUCCCCUUCAAUGACACCACUAGUGUGUAUAGUAAGAGAUCUACCAAGUUGUUCCAUAAUCCUGGUAGUCAUUUUGAGAAUUAUGAGAAAUACGGGAGGAAAAACCCGUCGAAGAAGUUAUUUGGCAGACUAUUUGGAUGA
This is a messenger RNA of Saccharomycopsis crataegensis, 1386 nucleotides long. RefSeq lists its product as uncharacterized. The coding region runs from base 1 to 1386 and encodes 461 amino acids. The transcript has a single exon. The record is from RefSeq and is a predicted model, not a curated record. NCBI's taxonomy places the organism in Eukaryota, Fungi, Ascomycota, Saccharomycetes, Ascoideales, Saccharomycopsidaceae.